Dicentrarchus labrax (European seabass) is the source of this 2195-nucleotide messenger RNA. RefSeq names its product transcription factor Adf-1. The record is from RefSeq and is a predicted model, not a curated record. Gene Ontology annotation, cellular component: transcription regulator complex; nucleus. Lineage: Eukaryota; Metazoa; Chordata; Actinopteri; Moronidae. Gene Ontology annotation, molecular function: DNA binding. Gene Ontology annotation, biological process: regulation of transcription by RNA polymerase II. Bases 60 to 854 code for a protein of 264 amino acids. The transcript has 2 exons.
GACGGAAGAACAUUUUCACUGUAGCAUUCCUCUGUUUACCGAGUCGCAAGGUUGCAACCAUGAAGAUGGAGGAGAGACUGAUCGCCGCCGUGAAGACCUUCCCGGAGCUGUACAACCCCGCCAUGAGGGAGCACAAAGACGUCCAUUGGCGCGCAGUCGCUUGGCGUUGUAUCGCUCCUCAAGUUGGGAUUUCUGAAGAGGAAGCUAAGAAGAAGUGGAGGAAUCUCCGAGACAAAUACAGAAAGGAGCGCAUCGCUGAGAAGGAGAGGCGAAGCGGAUUGGCAGCAGAGCCCAAGAGGACGUGGAAAUUCAUGCCGCUGCUUCAGUUCCUCGAGCCCUACGUCCUGGGGAGGUCGGCAUGCUCCAACACGGGGCACGACACAAGUUCUGAAACGGACAGUCCCUCGGCUUCUGAGCCAAGCCCUCCUGCAGCUGAGGUGCCCUCCUGCAGCGCUGCGGUCAGCCUUGCGAUACACCCAGUGACACCUGAGGAGAACUGCAGGCUCACACCAGGACCCAGCAUGCCCUCCGAGCGCCCCCACACACCCACACCUGGUCCUUCACAGACCCUGCAUGGGAGGAGCCGACUUUCUCGCCCCAGGAGAGAAAACUCAGAGCUCUCUGAAUUUGAGGCCCAGGUGAUGAGCUCACUUACCGCCCGUCAAGACGAGGAUGACUACUUUGGAUGCAGCCUGGCGGAAACUCUGAAGAGACUUCCCCCAGCGAAGAAGCGGCUGCUACGGUGCCGCAUUGAGCAUAUUGUGUAUGAGGUUGAGUUUGGCGAUGGGCAGCAGUGUCCGGUUUGUGUGUCACGGGACACAGUGUGCCCAGAAAUUAAAACUGAAACUGAAUAGACUGUUGUGUUGCGAUGUUGACGUUUUUCCCCACAUGGAAAGUGACAGCUAAUCUGAAGGGAGGCAGAUGUAAGUGAGAGCGAUAGAACGACCCUGCUACAUGUAGAUAAUACUAAACACAUGCAUGGUCUUCUUUUGGCUCAUGGAUAUGAGGUGUUCAGAGGUGUAAGAAGAAGAGAAGGGAGAAGAUUACAAUAUGCGCUAUCCUUUUGAGUAUUCAUCACUGCAGAACUCAACAUGUUCACUUAAGAGUUUGAAUUUUAAUGACUUAAAAUGCAGUUUCAUUAAGCACUCAAACAUUACUCUACUGAACUUUCUUCAGCAUCAUCCAUUGUUCAUAUGAGGAAGGUGCCUCCCUUACAUAGCUACAUCAAGUCUGGCCUUCAUUGAGACCGUUUUUUUUAUAUUUGAUAAACUGAUUAUUUACAGACAGUAAUAUACAGUAUCCACAGGUCCAUAUGUUAAUAUGUACCACCUAACCUGAAAGAACAGUUGACCCAAAACAUUUUAUUUAAGUGUUAUAUACUCAUAUUGUAAUUGCUACUGAACAUUGUUUGCCAAUAUAACAACAUAUAACAGUGAGUUAGCUGGUGCAGCUUCAUUUCAGGUUCUAUCUGAAACAACAAACAUGACAGAAACAUAUCGACAUUCAAAAAAUGUCUUAAAAGAUGAUAAAAAAAGAUUUCACUUGAUGCACCAUAUUGGGAAUGGUAUUCUAAAUAAAUGAUAAACCUCAUAUAAGAUAAACUUGGAAUCCAAGUCCAAUAGACUAUUUACUGAUUUUAACCUACUCACAAAACUCAGUUUGCCCUGGAGCUCCUGGAGAUAAUUCUUUUCAUUUAUUUCCUGUCACAGUUUAAUUCUGCAAAUGCAAGUUAAGAGGAGACUAUUUGAAAGUGUAAAUAGCAUAUUAAUUUACUGUCCAGAGUAUAGUUUGUAGUAUAUACAGUACGCUGUGUGUUGUGUAUGGCCCCUAAAAGUUGGACAACACGAACAGUGAAAACAAUAUAUCUCAGCAGUUUUAAGAUUUUUGAGUCAUUCUCCAUUGACUCAAUUAUGACAUUUUUCACAGCAUUUAAUGGUAACGUGUGUUUACUGUUGUAGUAACAGUUGAUGUGGUGCACAAUAUGAAGUUCAAAUCAAUAUGUGGAUAUUUUAGUGACAUAUCAGUUUCGGAAGAAACCUAUUUUGACCGGACCAUAUUGCUAAAAAUAAUGAAAGAUAUAAACAGAAUCAUUGUUUUUACAAAUGUACUGAACACAACCCAGAAGCUGCACUUUCUGAUCGUGAAUGCAGUAUAAUUUGUGAAUACCCUUUUCAACAAAUAAACACAGAAACACA